AGUGUAUAUAUAUUAUUUUAGAACAAGGAAAUUUGAAUUUGUUGGUCUUCCGCAGCAACAACGUGAUAAACAACGACGAUAGGCAUCUGCGUAUUUGUUGUUGCUGUUUUUAUAUAGUUAUCGAUGACGUCGCCCCCACACAUAAUGCGACAGGCGUGUCUGCUUGUCCUCCUCACGUGUGUGCUGGUUCUUCUCACCAGCCACACCGGCGUCGACGCCUUUCGAUUCACCCUCGUCCCAGGAAAAGUGAAGUGCUUCACCAACGAUCAGCCCGAAGGCGGCCGCUACGAAAUUCGCUAUCGUAUGAUGCGCAGCCUCACGCCCUUCGUCUCCGUCGCGGUGACCUCGCGUGGGGGUCGUGUACUGAUGGAGCACGAGGUGGCCAAGGCGGACGCGAAGGAGAUAGUGACGCUGAACAAGAACGGGCUCAUGUCCAUUUGCUUCCACACGGCGGAGAAGGCGGCCGUGGCGGCGGUGUCGAUGAACGUGUCGCUGAACAUUGUCGAUGCCGAGGAUGCGGAGCUGACGCGCAUGAAGCGGCAGCGCUACAGCACGAGCAGUCCGAUUGCACUCGGGGCAGGGAAAGGGAGCGGGGCACUGCAGCAGAUGCAGUACAUCUUCAACACGAUGAUGGCGACACGCAUGUCGUUUGUAGCCUUGACAAAGGCAGACGAGGAUAUCCAGUUCUCUCUCCGCGAGGCGGAGCGCUUUUCGUGGAUCUUCGUCUACGUCUUUGUCGGCAUCGGCGCCAUCAUCACGUUCGUCUCCUUUAUGCGCCUGCGCUCCUUCAUGAAGAAGAAAAAGAUGCUCUAA
Molecule: messenger RNA, 813 nt
Organism: Leptomonas pyrrhocoris
Lineage: Eukaryota; Euglenozoa; Kinetoplastea; Trypanosomatida; Trypanosomatidae
Exons: 1
Coding region: 124-813 (229 amino acids)
Source: RefSeq, a predicted model, not a curated record